Molecule: messenger RNA, 6939 nt
Organism: Pocillopora meandrina
Lineage: Eukaryota; Metazoa; Cnidaria; Anthozoa; Scleractinia; Pocilloporidae
Source: the annotation of a GenBank genome assembly
CAUAUGUGGACGUUUGUGGCCUGGGAACUUUAGCAAGCUUUACCUCUAUCGCGAAAUCUACCGAGAUGGAAUUUCUGUCAGGUGUAUUCCAUUUAGGAUGUGGAAUUUAUUAUAUUUGCGGCACUUAUUGGGACUUUCAAAUUGUGACACCUCAUGUAAGCACCUAUGGAGGAAGAUGGAAGUUUCUAACAUUUUUGAAUUUGGUAAGAAAGGUUUUAUAUUUUGGCACAGUUGUAAUAUUUACACUGACCUUCAUGGAACCAGCAGAAGCAUGCAUGAUUUUAAAUGUUAAUAGAAUUACCCUUCGUUCAUAGAUUUAAUUAUACCGUGAUCACCUAUAAAAUCUUUGGUUCCAACUAUUUAAGCCAUCCUCAACUCUAAUACCAAUGAAAUAACUUGUUGUGGUGAUUCUGUAUUGUAUCCGUUUCUAGCCAUUUCUUAUGGAUUUUGUAAUUGGAAAAAAGCCGGGUACACAAUAUCUUUUAAGUUUGAACGAUUUUAAGAAGAUAGGUGUUAACAAAUGAACACUAAAGGAAUUCCUAAGCUGUAGCAAAAUAAUUUCUUUAAAUUAACUCAUCGCUAGUAAGAUUACAUGUUGGACGGAUUAUUUUUUGUACAAUUCUUUUUUUAAAUUGAUCCCGAGUAGCACAUAUAAUCAUGAACCGAUUACGUAAUCCUUAAUUUUAGGAAUUACACCAUUAGAAUUUAAUUACCCCAUGCUAAAUUUGAAAUAGGAAUUUGAUGCUUUUGUUUUGGCACUGAAACAAAACACAUUUCACAUAAUUUUGGCCAGUGGCUCAGCCAAGACAGUUAUCACGUUUAAAUUAUGGUAGCUUUUGAAUGACAUGCUUGAAUAUAAGACUGUAAGGAGUACAGGCGGCCUAAAUAUACUGUGAAUGAUUUUGGGGUUUAAAGGUCAUUUACUAAAAUGCCAAUUAUUAAGACUGAAUUUUAAGUGUAAGCCUGUGCUGUAGAAAAGAAAAAUAUUUUUAGAAAAAUUGAAAAAGUUGAAAUGAUAUAAAGGCCAGUCUCCAUAGCUUCACUCCACAGCCGCCUUGUCUCUUCUGGCUGUCUUUAACAUUACUUUGUCAACUUUCUUUGUGCCAGGUAUUAUGGAAUAUAAAAUGGAGAAGGCAGGCUACUUGAACUAGUCCAAAGCACCGACAGUCGCCUCUCCAAGGCCAAUAAAUUCCACAAAAGUCAACUGAUUUCCCUUAAAUUGCCACCAGCGAGAGUAAAUAGCAAAUAAUAACCUGUUAGAGCACAAAAUGUUCCAAUUUCUGUCCUUGUUAGCACAAAGGUGCUCCACAGGCAAACCAGACACUGUUAGGAGGUCUUAUUAGACCACAGGUGACCAGGAUGCUCAAGUGAAAAUUCUGUCCAGCCACAAAAAUUAAAUCUUUCAAAUCAGUGCUCAUAUUGGGCUGCCAAAUUACUGAAAACAUCCGGCAAUUUUGUUAUUUCAGAUUAUUCAACUGUUGUACUUCAUCAUAGCACCAUUGGGUGACGUUGUUACUCUCCUUAGUGGACGGAAAGAUAACUGGCUUGUUAAACUGCGGGAUUUAUUGUUUUCAUCUCUAGCUUUUCCUCUUGGUGUGGUAAGUGUUUUAAUUAACUUUUAUUUAUUAAUUUAUUUAUUAUUUAUUAUUAUUAUUUAUUAUUAUUAUUUAUUAUUAAUUAAUUAAUUAAUUAAUUAAUUUAUUGUUUUCAUCUCUAGCUUUUCCUCUUGGUGUGUAAGUGUUUUAAUUAACUUUUAUUUCCAUUUAAAGGGAAUUAAAUCCUUGUCACCCAUUCUGGAAGCUUUCUUUUAGUUAAAAAAAAGAGCCAACUUUACAAUAACUAUAAUUAUUAUUAUGACAAUUAUUAUUAUAACUAUUUUUAUCAAUCACCAUAAAUGUUAUAAUUAUUAUUGUUAUUAUUGUCUACUUAUAAUAUUUCUAUUGCAGUAAAUUUGUCCUAUAAUUUAACAAAAUUAUUAGAUUAUAAGUAAUUUGUGAAGUGCUUAUGUAAUAAUUUUUACGUCUAACAUGCAACCCACCUAGAAUAGCACUCAAGCUAACUGUGGGCGCAUGAAAAAUUGCAAAUACAGAUCCAAGUAAUAAAAUGUAUGUAUGUAAAAAAAAAAAUGCGGUGUUUCUAAGAGCUUGAAUCAGCAUUAUGUUGCUAAUGACAUAUAUAUCUAUGCUUAAAAAUUUAAAGAAAUUGUUUUACAAAUGUUUCUUCUGUUCAAUUGUUUUUCUAUUCCAGUUUGUUGCAGCUACCUUUUGGGGUAUAUACCUAAUGGACAGAGAGCUCAUCUUUCCUCGUGCAUUGGAUAAGAUAUUCCCUUCAUGGCUCAAUCAUAUUUUGGUAUGAGUUCUGAGUUCUCCUUUGGAUAUUUUCAUUGCAGUAUCUCUAAUUAGCAGACGCUUGUAAAAGCCCAUAAGUAACUGUAUGCUGUGCUCCAAGCUCAGCUUUAACCCUUAAAAGUUUAAACCUUAAAAGUUUAAACCUAAUAGAGAUCAGCAUCUAAAUUCUCCUCACAUUAUUGUUCCAGAAUUAAACAUUGAUGUCAUGAGAAGUAAUGAUUGAUAUCACCAACCAAUAAAACUCUUGAUUUUAAAACAAAUUCUCCCUUUCCACACCAUACAAAAUGUGUAGAAAGCAGAAUUGAGAUUAUUUAAUUAUUGUGAUGUUAGGGUGUAGAGGGUCAGUCAAAACUGCAUCAAGAAUUCCAGAAAUAUGAAAUGGCUGCUAGAAACAAAAUUUAAGUUGCCAAAAAAUAAUUGAUCAAAACAAACAAACAAAUCUACAACACUGUUGUCUUUCAUUGGCAUUGUAAAUAAUAAUGAUAAUAAUAUUAAAUUUCAGAUCAUUGUUAAAAUCGAAAGCUAAUAAUCUAAGCUUUCGCAAAUCAAAGGCAUACCAGGAUAUGAAAAUAGUCCACAGGGAGCUUUAUACAAAUAAAUUUAAAGUAGAAAUGUGAGAAAAAUAAUGUAAAUACAAAUUUGAUUGAAAUUAAUAAAUUAAGUGAUCUCUUUGUCCUGUGGCACAAAAAAAGUUUUAGCGUUUUUGGAAUCAAUUUUCAAAAUGUUAGGUUACUUUUUGAAAUCUUUUAAGGUAGUCAUAAUCGUAUUUUCAAAUUAUAGUACUUUCUAUCAGUGAAGAAAAACACCAAAUGAUUUCAGUGGUCAUAAUCCUAUAUUUAAAUUAUAUGGUACUUUCUAUUGGUGGAGAGAAACAUCAAAUGAUUUCAGGAGCAUACAUGUACUAUUCCUGCAAAAGACUGUAUUACACAAAUAUUAAUAAGUAAUUCCUUGUGUUUCUUUUUAGCAUACCUGGUGUGCUAUUCUUAUCAUAUUAGAAGCUGCAUUCAUCAAACACAAGUAUCCAAAGAAUCGUGUAGGUUUGGGUGUGUUAGCUGUUUUUACAGCGAUUUAUCUUUCUUGGUAGGUCAAAAAAUUUUAUUUUGUUACUUAAAGACUUAAAGAUCAGUUCUCCUUACUGUCUGUCAAACAUUUGUUAUAAUCUUAGCUGUGAGAAUUUGCUGUAAGUCCUUUGAAUUACCUAUGAGUGACCAGCUUCUAAUUUCUUCUGACAAUAUCAUCCCUGGAUCAAACAUUGAGGUCAGGAGAAUAAAGGAAAUGAUCACCAAGUGAAGAAGCUUGUGAUUGUUCAACAAAUUCUCCUUGUCACAGGGUGUGAAAUUAACUUUUUUUUCUGAUAGCCACUUGGCUCCUAAAUUCUUCAAAGUGGUAGCCAAUUCAAAAAAAGUUGGUCGCCAUUUUCAAAGACAAACAAAAUCUUUCUUUGCGCUGUCAGCGUUCUAGAUAGACCCUCCAAAAUUAAGUUAGGGAAAAGAUCUUUAACGUGCUACAAAGUGGACACUAGGAUGUAUGAUAUACAACGUUCAGGCUCAUCUAAAUCCAAGAUGGCGUCUAGUUUCGAUCGAGAUGCAUGUGCUACGUUUUGGAAACAAACUUAACGAGGAAGUUUGCCGCGGAUUUAUCUUUGCAAAUUUAUUUAAUUCACUAUAUCUCUUAGUAAGGUUAUGAUGAAACGUUGCAGUCGCCAAUUUGGCGACUGACUUUCAGGAUUUGGUCGCCAAAGUGAAAAAUUUAGUCGCAUUGGCGCCUGUAUUAGGCGCAAUUUCACGCCCUGUGUCAGCACCUUAGGAAAUGUAUAGACAACAGUAUGGAGAAAAUACAUUCUAAGGUUAGAAUGUAGAGAGGAAAAAGUGGGUUCAAAGCAGAAUUUGUUAUGGUAAUAGGACCAAGUUGGGUAUAAUUUGUUAGUCACAAUAUGUACCCAUGAUUUGUUGAACGUGCAUACGAUUACAGAAAUAAUCAUAGCUAUUUCAAUUUCCUCAAAUGUGAUUGGUGCAUUAGCUGAUUUACUUUUCACUAACCAUUCUGUAUGGUUGUAAUCAGACAAUUGGCUGUAAUUGGACAGUUGAAGCAGCCAAUCGUACUAAGUCCACUCAGCUAAAUCUACCAAUCACAGAAUUGGCCACAAGAACCAAAUCACAACCACAUCCCUGAAAAAAAAAGAAAAAAACAGGGAAUUUCCAAAAUGGAGAAAUUUUUUACUUUAAACACUGUCUCUACGGGAGAUGUCUUGAUGUCUGUUCUAAAUGAAUUUGUUUUAUUUUCAGAAAUUGUAAUGGUUAUGAUUAAUUGGUAACAGGACCUUGUGUCAUCCAAUUCUGUCUGUAAUCAUACUUGUGAUUGAGAUAUCAGACUCCUGCUUCACAUUUGUCUGAAUUUGUUAAUCACUUGUAUGAUUGCAGACCAAAUUGGACUCUGGCACUCAGUCCUAUUACCAUUAUGAAUUGAAUGACACAAAUUCUAUUACCAUUCAAUCAACACUGUAACAAACUUUGAAAAACAAAACACUAGUCAAUGAAAAUCAAUCCGUGAAUCAAAACUAACAGUUGACUCUUUGGGAGAAAAGGAACCACAUAUUCCAGGCACAUAGGUGUAUUGCAUAAACUCUCUAGUUGGUGCAUAAAUCAGACUGCUUGGAACAAAUCACAUUGGCAUUUUGUUUUAGUAUCUGUACCAUGUGCACAUGUAUGUGGAUUAGCCACAGCCUUUUCCUGCCUUGUUAGCUGUCAAUAUUUUCAUUUCAGUUGUGCUCAUGGAGUAAUAAUAAUUGGGUUGAUUCAAAUAUCCUGGAUUAGUAAUCAUGAGUAAUUAUUAUGAAUUAUUAUUAAAUGUUUUGUAUCAUUAAUAAAUAACAAAUUUAUUGAUAUAUUUUGAUAGGAUAUCGUGGAUUGCUUAUGCAGCAAACUUUUGGGUUUAUCCAUUCCUUCGUCUAAUGCCUAAUUCUGGCAAAGUAGCAUUUUUUACGUUAGCAAGCUGUUUAAGCGCCUUCCUGUAUCUCUUGGGAAAAUGGAUGACUUUGUUCAUAUGGGGAGGUGAGGUAAAGCCUGUGAGCAGGUGUUCAUUGUCAGCGCCGUGACACCAGCGUUUCUUCGCCAGCGGGAAAGUUGGAGUCGUUGAACAAAACAAUUCGGAGGAGGUCUGCGAGGGGGCUGGCACUAAUUACGUGACUUGCAGAGCUCCCCCCAGCUCGCCCCAGACUUUCUCGCGGGCGAAAAAGAGCUCGUGUCGCGGCGCUGAUAACAAUGAGUUAUUAAUGAGGUUAGAUACACACAGAGCUGGAACUUUUAAAUUUAUGAAAUUUGGUGAGAAUUUUUUAGAGCUCCCGUUAUCGUGGGACAGUUAAUUUGGAUUAAUCUGAACCGGUGGCCUACCGUAGAAAUAAAGUGACAUUUUCAAAUGUCGCUGGCGUUGUCUAAAAGCUUCAUUAGACUUUUCGGAUCAAUAUUAGUAUCUAGGCAACUGCCCACCUACCCCUCCCCUAACUCAACAACAGUCAAUUGUAGGUUAGGGGAGGGGUAGGUGGGCAGUUGCCCAGAUACUGAUAUUGAUCCGACUUUUCUAUACUACAUACUUUAUUAUACUAUUAUACUAAUACAUUAUCAGGCUACUUCAACUGUGUUGUGUUUUUGUUGUUGUUGUUGUAGGCGACGGAGAGAAGAAGUCUACAAAUAAUUCGACUCUAAAGGAAGGAACAAAAAAGAGAGUGAAGAAAGCAGAUUAGAAUCCAAUACUCAUCAGCCUGCAAGGAGAGCCUUGUUUUUAAUGCUACUGUACAAAUGUUUCAUCGCCCGCGGGAAGGUAUGAUGCCUUGAGCCACGCCAGCCCGUGAAAGAACCGGAAGGGGUCUGGCACUAAGUAGUGUCAGUCCCCCGGCAAACCACUCCCCGACUCGUCUCAAAUCUUCCCGUUGACGGAGAAACUUGCGUCUUGCAGCACUGAUAUUACGGGUCUGAUGCAGGCUAAUGCUUAUGUUACAGUGAUUGUUUUGUCUAUCAAAACUUGCAGCUCUGGUAUAAUUUUUUUGUUUAAAAUUUAAAUGAAGAAAAUGGGUAGUUUAUGAUCGUGUUACACUUUUUAAAUUGGUUAUUAUGAAGAAAACAUGCAAAUCGUUCCUUCCGCUGUGUCAGAUAUCCUCUCUCGAGGACUAGGUUCGAGAUUGUGAUUUCAGCGUCACAUCUCGCGUUAUUAUACGUGAUCUAUUGUGGUAGACAUUUGUCCUCGUCAUGGAUCGUUCUUUACGAGAACUUGCCACUAGAUCUGUUCCCUUGCAGUACCAUGGAUGAACCAUUUAUCUUAACAGAAGACUUUGAACUUCGUAAUCUCCACUUUCGUGAAUUGUGCAGAAAAACGACUUAAAUGCUGUAAUUUGUCUUUGUCAAAUAUUUAAGUAUGAUUCACGAAAGACCUUUUGUCGAAACUAAAUCAAGUAAGAAGUCGUAUUCAGAGCUGGUAUGAUUGUUUUUAUGAAGAUAAGUUUUGUUUGUUUACCCACCUGUAUUUCUUUAAUGUAAAUCAUUGACUCCAAUGCAAGUAAAUCAUCGUAACAAACUCUCAAUUGUAGCAAAAGAACAGA